GGCGCCUUUUCCGAUGGACAGACACACGGAGGACCGGACCGGCUGCCUCCUCGGCGGCGACUGCGACACCCGAACGGUCACCGGACGGCACCGACGAGACCCGACGAGGGGAGGGGAGGGCGAGGAGGUGGAGGUGGAGGACCGGAGGCCUUCUCCCUGACAAAAAUAUUUAAGAAGGAGCAAGAGGAGGAGGAGGAGGAGGAGCAGAGGGGACGCGGACGCAUGCAGCAGCAGCAGCAGCAGCAGCAGCAGCCGCCGGCACGGAGCGCGUCGUCCAGGGGGAAGAAAUCACCACCGCCGCUCCGAGGUGACAAAGUCCCAGUGAAGCAGAGAGAGAGAGAGAGAGAGAUGUCGCAGAAGAAGAUAUUCCUGGUGUUCGUCGCCAUCAGCACCGUCAGUCUCCUCCUGCACCACGGGGGCCACUUGAGCUGGACCAUGGAGGCCUUCCACCUCGGCUGUCCCGCCCUCCGCUCCCACCCCGCCCCGGGCUUGAAGCCCAAACACACCAACGUGGCCUUCCUCAAGACCCACAAGACGGCCAGCACCACCAUGCAGAACCUGCUGUUCCGCUUCGCCGAGCGCAACAACGCGACGGUGGCGCUGCCCGUGCAGGCCUGCAGCCACCAGUUCUGCUACCCGCGCCCCUUCACCUCCCACUUCGUCCACCCGCACACGCUGCCGCCGAACAUCAUCACCAGCCACAUGCGCUUCAACAAGGCGGAGCUGCAGCGCCUGAUGCCCAACGACACGGUGUACGUCACAAUACUGAGAGAGCCCGGCUCCAUGUUCGAAUCCCUGUUCAGCUACUACAACCAGUACUGUCAGAGCUUCAAGAGGGUCCCCAACGGCUCCCUGGAGGCUUUCCUAGAGGAGCCCUGGCGUUACUACCGGCCAGACGAAAAGGACUCCAUGUACGCGCGCAACACCUUGACCUUCGACCUGGGCGGAGACAAGGAUCGGCCGGCGACAGACGUGGCGUACGCCCGGGCCUUUGUGGCGGAGGUGGAGCGAGUUUUCUCCCUGGUGAUGAUUGCCGAGUACUUUGACGAGUCGCUGGUUCUCCUUCGCCAUCUCCUCUCCUGGGACCUGGAUGACAUCCUCUAUGUCAAGCUCAACAUGCGGACCCCGAGCUCAAAGCGGAACCUGACGCCGGGCCUCCCCGCAAAGAUCCGCGCCUGGAAUUCCUUGGACGCGCGGCUCUACGACCACUUCAACGCCUCGCUGUGGCGCCAGCUGUCGGCGCUGGGCCCGGCCUGCGUGGCGAGGGAGGUGCGGCUCCUUCGGCGAGCCCAGGAGAGGCUGAUGAAGAGCUGCUUUGGCGGGCGGAUGCCGCUUCUCCGCUCGGCAGCUCAGAUCAAGAACAAGGAUCUGCGCCCCUGGCAGCCGAGCGGGAAAGUCGACAUCGUGGGGUACGACCUUCCGGGGAACCUCAGCCGCGGGCUCUCCAACCAGGCCCAGGAGCUCUGCCUCAAGCUCAUCAUGCCCGAGGUCCAGUACACGCGGGUCCUCCUGCGCACGCAGUCACUGCGUUACCGGCGAGGCUUCCAGAUUCGGCCUGCGCAACAGUCGCGUCCUCUCCAGCAGCCCUCGCGCACGGCCCUGCCUCGGCAUCCCCAAGUGCACCACAGUCAACAGCCCGCCGCAGCCGCAGGAACGGGGACAACCUCCACCUCAAAGCCUGCUGCAGGAACACAAAGUCGAACCACAAAUUUAGGGUCUACAUCCUUGCAAACCCAGGCCUCAUAGUCUGGAAGAUAGAGACGUGAGUAUAAUGUGGGAGCCCAACAGACUGCAUUGUUCUACCCCAUCCUGAUCCACCAGACGAUGAUUGGCCGUUGGGAGCGGGGGCUGGUUGAAAUCAAGGGCACCCUUGGGAAAAGUCUGGGUUGCUCUUGAAUCCUCGUCUCUCCUGCGCCCUGAAUGAGGAAAAAUAGGGGAUUUGGACAUUUCCUGGACUUGAACUUGAAUCUCUCCUGGCCUGCGUAACCGAACCAGGCGUUGGCCGACACGAGGGCCGGAGAGGUCCCCUCUUCACGCCAAAACCAGGGGCGGACGGGAGAGGGGGAGAGGGGAAGGUGGUCCCUUUGAAGCAAAUCUGUGUGGCGCAAACCGGGACUCAGUGGAGAAGUGGCGAUAGCAGGCCCAUUGUGAGGCACAGAGUGGGCUUUGUGUGCACCACACUGGCACAGUAUCGAGUUACUCAGCUUUCGUUCUCUCCUUCUCAAAACUCCUUUUUUUUCGGUCUCUCUCCCUAACAUAUGCCACUUUGAGUCCUCGAGAGAGAGAGAGAGAGAGAGAGAGAGAGAGAGAGAGAGAGAGAGAUUGGGAGAGAGAGAGACAUAAUGACAUAAAGGGAUCAGCUGUCAGGUCUCCAAAGAGCCUCCGCAGGGGCCGGACAAGACACCGAGACAACCGGCAACCAUUAGCACAACAGCACAAUAAACGACUCUUCUCUUCUUCUUCUUCUCUUGCAAACCACAGACCCUGAAGUGACAGAGGGACGGGAGUUAAAGGACAGACGUGAUGGAGGGCGAGGCUCAGUUUGGCCAAACGGCGAGCGCUGUGACUCGCGGAGAAACGGUUCACGCAGUAGCGCCCGUGACUCUUCAGCCUUCACUUAGACCUCCCUUCCCUUCCUCUCUCCGUCCCCUCAUCCCUGCUGCAACCCCCCGGUCCCACUCUCCGUCCAGAGAGCAGCCGCGAUGACGCCUCGCUUUCUUCCCCCCUGGUUGACUUCCGGUCGCGUCCCCCCCCGCACCUCGCCGGACCACCAGCUCGGAUCUCACCUCGCGUCGCAGGAACUUUGCGUCGAAGGCGAGGCGGUGUGGGAUUUUGAUCUUCUCGCAAUAAGGUCUCAUAGGCCUGCGCUCUACACUAAAGGCGUGGACGUCGACAACCCACCAGCAGACCCCAUCGCACCGCGCGCCCGCACACACCGUGGCACAAACACAAACGUAAAACACAACUCGACAGGACAAAGACUCGGAAGCCUGUGGGUGUUUGAAUAUUUAAUCGUCUAGUGUCGCAGCCCUCCUAUGGCCCACGCGGGCUUGGGUUACACGGCCUUACAUUUCCAUUAAGGACAGCCUGGACCAGGGGAAAGCUGCUCAUUUUUAAAACCCAGAAGCGCAGGAGGAGGAGGAGGACGACGACGACGAGCAGGCCUGGGGUCGAGCCGGAUCGAUGGGGGAAUCUCCAUCUUGAGGCAUUCCGCUCAUAUUCAAUGUGUCAUGUAUGUUCUUUUAUCCCUCCGGUGAUCAGCAGGGUGCUGCUAAGUGAUGGGUGGGUGGAGGAAAGGAUGUAUGUGUGUGUGUGUGUGUGUGUGUGUGUGUGUGUGUGUGUGUGUGUGUGUGUGUGUGUGUGUGUGUGUGUGUGUGUGUGUGUGUGUGUGUGUGUGUGAGAGAGUGAGGGACGUUCCAUUUUCUCUCCAUUUGUUGGCAUGGCAACGAAUGGAAAUCAUGUGCGCGAGCGUUAUUAAAACUAUGUAUUAUUUAUUAUCGGGACUUAAAGAGUCCCAUUACUGUAUUUUUACCUGUUAUUUUUCAUGAAUCGUCGGAUUUAAAAAAAAAAAUUGUGCUUUUCCGUCCACUCUGAGGACCGUCGUGGGUUCAGCACAUGACCUCAGGCGACGGAGCGCAAGGCGUGUGGCAAACAGUAUGAAAUAUUAAUGUCCGUACCACGUUUUGCAUAAUGCAAAACUACAGAGGCCACUUCGGCAAACCGCACGUUGAAACAAGCGAAGUCGCUUUUCGAAAUGAAUGUUUCCCCCCGCAGUGCUUGGAGUGCUGCGACCACACGCGGCUUCUGUGGCGGGAGCGCGUCGCGCCGUAGCUUAACGGCAAUGAAAAACACACAAACCGCCGCUGCUCCGGCGGGAAGGAGAGAGAGGGGAAAAAAAAGGUGGAGCGGGUUGGAAAAACAAGAAACCGCGCAGCAGAAGAUGCACAGUUUUAAAACGGAGUGGCUCCCGAUACCUGAACUCAAAGUGAGGUCACCUGAGGGCACGACAUGCACAGUUGGAGUUUAUUUAUUUCAUAUUUUUGGGACGUUUGCGUUCGGACGGGCGUUCGAUUGCUUGAAGACACACACACUGUAAAAGAGACCACGCGUUGGCUCAGCGCACGUUAAAGGAUAAGGUCGUCUUUUUUUCCUCAAAUAAGCCGCACACUUUAAAUGAACAUUCUUAAUGGCUUUAGAUAAGUUCUCAGUAAAUUUAAAGAUUAAAUUGCGCAUUUUGUUGAGGAAUAUUUCCAGCUGUGGAUGAAUAUAGUUUAUAUAGUUUACCCAAUCCAUUUUCCAUCUCAAAUGACUCUUCUUUUCACAAUAACAAGGUUUAUCGCAGGUUUUCUUUUAUUUCAUUCCGUUAUGUUUGUUCUAUAUCAAAAUGUCCCUUUUUUUUUAAGUCCUUUUAUUUCAUAUUUAUUUCUCUCUUCGCGAUCGGCUGCUGCUUUUGGGGGGGGGGCAUUUUGUAAUAAAAAUAAAACUGUAGGACUGAAAUUGAAAUGACCAGAAAUAAAACUCAAACGCUAAUGUGAAGAAGAAGAAGAAGCAGAAGAAGAGGAAGGAAAUGAAAUAAUGUUUGAAUUGUAAAGAUUUACCAGGUAGCUACGCGACUUCAGGAGAUUUGCAAAAAGUCUUCAUUCAUAUAUAUUUCACUUGCAACGCGUUGGGUUCUCCAUUAGCGCUGCGGCGAGGAAGCUGCAAUUGAUUAAUAAACCUUUUGACCUGAUUUACUUCUUCCUUCUUUCUUAUGGACCACAGCAGGGGGAGGUCACGAGGUACAGCUCAUCACUCGCCGGCCGAGCACACGGUCAUAAGCCGAUGCUCCAAAGCGUUCGGAUGAAGAGAAAUAGGUACAGCAUUUGCAAAAUGCUUUGCCCUCUCGUGCGUGCGCGUGCGUGCGUGCGUGUGUGUGUGUGUGUGUGUGUGUGUGUGUUCCCCUGGCUGACCAAGUGCUCUUUUUAAAUUUCUUUUUGGGGGGGCGGGGGUCCGCAAAAGCUUUACUAAACGACGGGUUGGCGAACGUGACGAAUAAAGUUUGAAUGUUCUCAAAUC
Scophthalmus maximus (turbot) is the source of this 5055-nucleotide messenger RNA. RefSeq names its product galactose-3-O-sulfotransferase 3 (gene gal3st3). Gene Ontology annotation, cellular component: membrane. The transcript is spliced from 3 exons. Gene Ontology annotation, molecular function: galactosylceramide sulfotransferase activity. The record is from RefSeq and is a predicted model, not a curated record. Bases 223 to 1746 code for a protein of 507 amino acids. Lineage: Eukaryota; Metazoa; Chordata; Actinopteri; Pleuronectiformes; Scophthalmidae. Gene Ontology annotation, biological process: glycolipid biosynthetic process.